GAGCGACUUCGUCUGCCCGAGAGUGACCAGGCCACUGUUCGAAAGGCCUCUGGUGCCGGCCAGACGAGCAGUUUUACUGCAGGAGCCGGUGUCUCGGGAUGUACCGGAGAGACUGUGGUACCGACGGCCGGUGGUGACCUCGGUCCGCCUGGGUCGCCGGGCAGUGGAACUUCUGGCGCCAUGGUUGACGGAGCUGCGGGUGGUGGAGCUGAGUUGCGUCAGCGGCUGACUGAAGUGGAACAGCUCUGCCAAGAGGUGAUGGAGGAGAAUGAGCUGCUUAAAGAAGAGGUGGAGGAGAUGCAGCGAGAAAUAGAGGAGAUGCACGAUCACUUUCAGGUGAGGCAGUUGUUUCUAAGUGCAUUUUUCUUCAUCUUGACUAAACUCUAUCAUUUGUUAGUGCUCUUUUGA
Protopolystoma xenopodis is the source of this 408-nucleotide messenger RNA. The record is from the annotation of a GenBank genome assembly. NCBI's taxonomy places the organism in Eukaryota, Metazoa, Platyhelminthes, Monogenea, Polystomatidea, Polystomatidae.